AGUGUCAUCGUUUGACUUUUUUCUUUUUACACGUCAUAUUUAAGUUUCUACAUUAAUUUUACUAUAAUUAUAUUUUGCUUUACUCCGUUCUGAAAUGGCCCAAGAUCCUGAAAACCCCAAUACAGGCCUGGCCCCUCCGCCGCCGCCUCCCAUGCCUAGCUUGUUUUCCAGAGGACAGAAUCGAAUGGGUUACAGGAGAUUAGAGGAAGACGAUGAAAUGCUCAUGCCUCGUCCCAGUAUUUUACUCCCUCAGCUCCAAGAGUCUGAAAAGCGCUUUUUUGAACUAGUUCACUCAGGGGACGUUGUCGCCGUUAGUGAUUUUCUCAAUGAGAAUCCCGGUUUCAACAUAAAUUGCGUGAAUUUUCAAGGAGUGUCAGGUUUAUUAAUCGCUGUUCAAAGCAAAUCGGACGCUAUGGUGGAGUUUUUACUCUCUCAGCCUAACAUUGAAAUUGGCGAUUGUGUACUUCAUGCCAUUAGAGACAAUCAGCCGAAAAUAUUAGAGAUGCUUCUGGAUAAACAAAGAAUGAUAGCGCCUAGUCUGGAAUACGUUGGGGUUACUCAUAGUUCUGAUUAUGCUGAUUAUAUCACUCCGUUGAUUCUUGCUGCUCAGUGUGGUCAUUAUGAAAUUAUUCAAAUGUUGAUAGACAGAGGGCACACUAUAAGUAAGCCUCACUCUCCUACAUGUAGGUGUGUAGAUUGUAAAGCUCAGUUAGACAGAGAUGAUCUCUUGCAUGCUGAACAGUUAAGAUUAAACUUAUAUAGAUCGGUUUGCAAUCCAGCUUAUAUUUGUCAUUCUUCACGUGAUCCAAUCCUGACAAGUUUUCAGUUAUCCACCGAACUGAGACAGUGUGCAAAGUACGUUCCAGAAUUUAGAAAUAACUACACAGAAUUAGCUCAAGAGGUUAGCAACUUUGCUGUAGAACUUGUAGGAAAUUGUAGAAACUCUGGUGAAGUUGAAAUUGUUUUAAGUCAGAAAUCUGGUAUUCAGAACCCUGGAAUUUUUACGUACCCUAGAUUAGUUCUAGCAAUGGAUUACAAACAAAAGUUCUUCAUAGCUCAUGCUCACACUCAACAUGUGGUAGAAAACAUAUGGCGCGGUAACUGGUACGACUACAACUUGAAACCAAUACCAGCGAAAAUAAUUUAUCCCAUUUUCCGAAUACUUUUACUUCCAGUUAUAACAGUCAUGUGUAUAGUUCUUCCUAAACACCAGAUGGUGGCCCACUGGAGCAUCCCACUUAACAGAAUGAUCAACCAUGCAGCAGCAUAUAUCGUUUUCCUCAUAGUCGUCUUCAUCGAGUCCAACAUGUCCAAAGAAAAUCAGAAACGUUUACCCCCUUCAAGUGGCCUAGAACCUGCUAUAAUGAUAUUUGUUGUGGGCAACUGCUGGGGUAUAAUACGAAUGUGCCUCAUUCAAGGGCCCAAACGAUAUUUUAAAUACCUCUGGAACUGGCACGCUGUUAUUUCAAACACUUUCUUUCUCCUAACGUUCGUUUUUUGGUUAGCUUCUUAUUUAGAUGCUUUAAGCAACGACCAAAUAGAUUUGGAGAGAAAGUAUUGGCACCACCUCGAUCCAAUUUUGAUAGCAGAAGGUUGCUUCGCUGUUGCAACUAUAAUGACUUUCUUUAGAUUGAUGUUUUUCUGUCGAUUAAAUUACUAUUUAGGACCUUUACAAAUAUCCCUAGGAAAAAUGUGCAGCGAUAUGGCGAAAUAUAUUACCAUAUUCAUAAUAAUUAUCAUUUCUUUUACCGCUGGGAUGUGCAGAUUUUAUAACUACUACGACGGUAUGGUUCAGGUUGAUUCCAAUCAAAUAAAAACUGCGCAAACAUCUUCGUUCAUAGAUGUUAGUACUACUCUAAAAACAUUUUUCUGGGCUCUUUUUUGCAUGGCGCCUUUAGAAUCUGCCGACGUAAUUAUAGAAAACUUACCAGGAGAGACUGAAAAUACCACAAUUAUAAACAAGCACCUGUUCACGGAAGCUAUUGGAUACAUAGCAUUUGCGCUCUUUGAAGUACUGACGGUUAUAAUGAUCCUGAACAUGUUGAUUGCCACCAUGUCUUCUACUUUUCAAAGGGUUUUGGAUAAUAUUGAUGUUGAAUGGACCUUUGGUAAAACAGAUUUUUAUUUAGAAUAUAUGCUGCAGUCUACACUUCCUCCACCGUUAAAUUUAAUACCGACACCUGGCGGAAUAACCACUUUUAUGGAAUGGUUUCAAACUCCAAAAGUUGAUCCAAGAGAAGAGGAAAAAAAGAAUGACUAUCCGGCGCUGAUGUCCCAGUUAGUUCAGCGAUAUUUCAGAGAAAAAGAUUCUGCCACUAGUCCUGAAGGUGACUUAGAAACUCUCAAGUUAGAUGUUGCAGACAUUAAACAAAUAGUUACCGACAUUUUUGAAAGGGGGCCUUAAUUUUAGAAUAAAAGUUUGAAAA
Zophobas morio is the source of this 2426-nucleotide messenger RNA. Its product is annotated as short transient receptor potential channel 4-like. Gene Ontology annotation, cellular component: cation channel complex; plasma membrane. The transcript has 3 exons. The record is from RefSeq and is a predicted model, not a curated record. The coding region runs from base 95 to 2404 and encodes 769 amino acids. Lineage: Eukaryota; Metazoa; Arthropoda; Insecta; Coleoptera; Tenebrionidae. Gene Ontology annotation, biological process: regulation of cytosolic calcium ion concentration; calcium ion transmembrane transport. Gene Ontology annotation, molecular function: inositol 1,4,5 trisphosphate binding; store-operated calcium channel activity; protein binding.